AUGCUGGAGAUGUUGAAGCGAUGGUUACCGGCUCAGGAAUCUUUUCGUGUCAUGCAACGGUGUAUUCCAUUAAGUUGUGGUGAUAUCUCCAUGUGCUUAAGAUUGGGUGGUGUUGGGGUGGAUGUGGAAUUUGAAAAAAAUAUAUGUGGUGUUGUGGGGUCAGUUAUGAAAGAUAAAUUACUAACAGUUGAAAAUGUUAUUAAUGUCAUUAAGAGUUUGUUAGAGGCUGAGUUUGUUGAUGUUGAUAAUGUUUGCCGUUUAUAUAUUUUAGUUUGUUUUGCUGUCCUAUACUUCCCUAGGAAUUCAAGAACUAUUUGCAAUAUUCCGUUCAGUGUUUUAGACAAUAUAGAUAGGUUGUCCACUUACAACUGGGGUAAAGCAGUCCAUACGUAUCUGGUAAAAAGUUUAAGUCGUGCCUUUUUGGCACUUGGUCAAACGGAAAUCUGCUUAAGCGGCUCAACAACAGUUUUGCAGUUGUGGGCCGUAGAACGGCUUCGAUUAUGUGCGUCAGAUGCAGAGAUUGUUUUUCCACGAAUUUUGGGCUGGACGGACUUUCAAUUAAAGAGAAGACGCGUUGAGAAGUUAUUUCAAGAGACCCAUGUUAUUUGUUCAUUUAGAUUUUUUUUGGAAUGGAGGUUGAGAGAAGAAGACCAUGAGAAUGAAAUUAUUCGAGAAGCCUUGCAACUUGGACACGAAGGGCAAUCCAAAAAAGCGCAUGUAGAUAACAAGGUUGCGUCGAUGCAAGACUUGUUAAAGAAGCUGCGAAAGCAUGGAAGACGACUACGGAAGUUGAAGAAGCACAUGACGGAAUUGCAUGAAGAAAUAUUGUCUAGAUCUCAUGUAGGGGAUGAAGAAGAUGGAGAAAAUGUUGACGAGAAUGGUGCGGAAGGUGUACACAAAGAAGCCGAUGUUGAGGUUGAGGUUGAACAGCGUGAUCAGGAGGAUGAAAUUGGUGAACAUCUUCAUAAAUGUUUUGAUUUGAACUCCGAAUCUGAUGUUGCCCAGUUUGGGGAGGUUUUAGCACUUCAAGCCAUUGCUCCAUAUGAUCCACAACAGCCAUCAUUUGAUUCAUUAGGAGUUGACUUGAUGAAGUUGUACAACACUGUAACUUAUGACCGUACUCCUUAUAGGUUGGUGGCCAAUAUAAAUGGCCAAAUUUUGGGAACCUCUGAAUGCUGUGGUUUUGGUCCUACAAAUAAGGUGGACAAUAUGGCUGUUUUGUUCGGUGCAAGCACAAUGAUGUACUUUGAACGACGCAAAUAUGGUCAUGUCAAGCGAGUAGCUUUCAAUCCGUUAUAUGCGACUCAUGUUCUGAAUGACUCACGAAGGAUGAAGAUUAAUAGACGGCAAUGGACAUUGAAAGACUAUGAGGUUUACUUUCGUGCAGGACUGAUUUCUGUGAAGGAUAUUGUGGAUGCUGAUUUUUUGUUUGCCCCAACGGUGCAUGAAGGUCAUUGGUGGUGCUAUGCUGUAAAUUGUCAACAGAAGAAGCUUUAUGUCUUGGAUUCAAUUGGACAUUCCAAUAAAAAUCGCAAAAGACUAGAUAACGCCAUUAUGUCUGCGUUUGUUCAUGCUAUAUUAGAUUGCUCUCGCUGUGCUAGACUGCAGUUUGGAGAGCGUUGUUACCCAGUCUCACAUGAUCAGUUGCGUUUGUCACCUGUUUCAUUACAGAAUGGCAUUUUAAAAAGACAUGAUUAG
This is a messenger RNA of Vigna unguiculata (cowpea), 1698 nucleotides long. RefSeq lists its product as uncharacterized. Lineage: Eukaryota; Viridiplantae; Streptophyta; Magnoliopsida; Fabales; Fabaceae. Gene Ontology annotation, molecular function: cysteine-type peptidase activity. Gene Ontology annotation, biological process: meristem maintenance; proteolysis; meristem development. The record is from RefSeq and is a predicted model, not a curated record.